AUGAAGGUCCUCACAGUCAACUUUCUCACCUGCGCGGUGAAAACCUGCAAGACCUCGCCCGAAGCGUUCCCGCUGCACUUUCGCGACGCGGAGCUCGCGCAGCAAGAUCUCGAAUUCAACCCCGAAUUCAUCAAAAACAUGCUGCUGCGAUUAGACUGGAACGCUUUCCGCGUGACUACUUCAGAGCUCGGAUUCUCUACGAUCCCCGCCGAGAAACCCGAAGGCGACGCGCUCAACGACGAGACCCUGCUGCGCGACCUGCACAAGGUGCUGCUCGAAACGCAAGUCAUGGAAGGGAAACUCGUGUGCGGCCACUGUGCGCAUGAAUACGCUAUCAAGGAAGGCAUUGCCAAUUUCUUGUUGCCGAACCACUUGGUAUGA
Xylona heveae TC161 is the source of this 381-nucleotide messenger RNA. RefSeq names its product Trm112p-domain-containing protein. The transcript has 3 exons. The coding region runs from base 1 to 381 and encodes 126 amino acids. NCBI's taxonomy places the organism in Eukaryota, Fungi, Ascomycota, Xylonomycetes, Xylonales, Xylonaceae. Gene Ontology annotation, molecular function: protein heterodimerization activity. Gene Ontology annotation, biological process: peptidyl-glutamine methylation; rRNA (guanine-N7)-methylation; tRNA methylation. The record is from RefSeq and is a predicted model, not a curated record.